Messenger RNA from Epinephelus fuscoguttatus (brown-marbled grouper), 3689 nucleotides. It is a transcript of the gene wasf1, whose product is annotated as WASP family member 1. The record is from RefSeq and is a predicted model, not a curated record. Gene Ontology annotation, biological process: actin cytoskeleton organization; positive regulation of Arp2/3 complex-mediated actin nucleation. The coding region runs from base 466 to 2133 and encodes 555 amino acids. The transcript is spliced from 10 exons. Gene Ontology annotation, molecular function: actin binding; Arp2/3 complex binding; protein kinase A regulatory subunit binding. Lineage: Eukaryota; Metazoa; Chordata; Actinopteri; Perciformes; Serranidae. Gene Ontology annotation, cellular component: cytoskeleton; SCAR complex.
GAGCCUCCCACGAGCACAGCAGCAGUUGCAUGGGACGCUUUCUCGCGCCCCAACAAUAGAGUGGUAAGUACCAUUAUCACCGAUUAUAAUGGGGACAUUUUCCUGCGAAUAACCGUCAUUCCUCCCUCGUUACCGCGGACUGACCGUCUCUGUCGCGUGCGGGUCAAACUGACGGGGAGUUUUUAGGGUUACGAAACCUGUUGUUAGCUAAACCGGACCUGCUUUGAUGCUAAUUUCACCCAAAUCUCCCCCUGAGAUUCCCUUUGGAAAAAAGUGCCUGGAUUCUUCUCCGCCGCCGCCUCUUCCACCAGGAGUACAUUUGAUAUCAGAGACAGUACAAUCAUGGAUCCGACCCGGGGAUUUAAAUUCUUGGACACGGUGGCAUGCUCCGCUGCUCAGUGAGGAUGGAAAGGACAUAAGAGGGAUUAAAACUAACGUAUCAGGUAGUGGUGUCGCAGCAGAAGGAUGCCACUGGUGAAGCGCACCAUCGAGCCCAGGCACCUGUGCCACACGGUGCUGCCAAGGAACAUCAAGAAUGAGCUGGAGUGUGUGACUAACAUCUCCUUGGCCAACGUCAUACGCCAGCUCAGCAGCCUCAGUAAAUAUGCAGAAGACCUGUUUGGAGAACUGUUCAAUGAGGCCCACACCUUCUCUUUCCGGGUCAACUCCCUGCAAGAGCGCGUGGACCGCCUCUCCAUCAGCGUCACACAGCUGGACCCCAAAGAAGAGGAACUGUCUCUUCAGGACAUUACCAUGAGGAAGGCUUUCAGGAGUUCAACCAUUCAGGACCAGCAGCUGUUUGACCGCAAGUCGCUGCCCGUCCCACUGCAGGAGACCUUCCAGACAUGCGAGCAACCGCCACCCCUCAACAUCCUCACGCCCUACAGGGAUGAUGGAAAAGAGGGUCUGAAGUUCUACACCAAUCCAUCCUACUUCUUCGACCUGUGGAGGGAGAAGAUGCUGCAGGACACAGAGGACAAGAGGAAGGAGAGGCGGAAACAGAAGUUGCAGGACCCCCGCAUGUAUGAUCAGGUCUAUAGGUACUUAGACCUUCCAGGGCAGCUGAAAGCGAUAGACCGUCCGCAGGAGCCGGAGAAGAUACCGCGGGCGCCUCACGAUCGUAAAAAGGAGUGGCAGAAACUGGCACUGGGCGCAGAACUCGCCCAGGAUAUACCCGACGACAAACACAGAGAGGCCAACGGAUCUGCAGGUUACCACGACAACAGGGCUCCCUUGUACAUGGAACAUUUGGACGGGCCCUUCUCGCUGGCGGCGCUGCCCUACAGCCAGAUGAACGAGCUGCUGAACCGCACCGGGGACAGAAUGUAUUCGCGGCCCCACGACCCUCCACCGCCUCCACCCCUCAUGCACCCACUGGGAGAGAUCAAGCCACCCUCUGUGAUCAGUUCCAGUUCGGGUUUUUCCGACAGCAGACCCCAGUCUCCAGCACGGACAGCAGGCCUCAACUCCAACACUCCUCCUCCACCGCCUCCCCCUCUUCCCCCUCCACCUCCCCCGUUACCCUCCUCAGGCCUGCGGGGUACCCCUCCGCCUCCCAUUCCUCCUCUACCAGUCCAGCAGCAGCCCCCGGCCAUCCCGCCUCCCCCCGCCCCUCUCCAGAUCGCCCCCGGGGUGCUGCACCCGGCCCCUCCACCCGUGGCGCCUCCCCUCCACUCCUCACCGGCCCGUCUCCAGCAGGUCCUGGACAGGGGCCCACCCAUGGGCUCUGGGACCCAGUCGGACGGCAGCAUCCUGCCUCCUCCCCCGCCGCCUCCUCCUCUGCCCCUCACCGGAGCGCGGAGCUCCUCGCCCUGUCCAUCAGGCCCGCCACCUGUGCCGGCCUUCCCCUCAGCAGGAGCCAUGGCCUCCCCGCCGCCCCACACCCUCCACGACUUGGGGAGCAAGAGGCACCAUCCAGCCAAUCUGCCACCCAUCAGCGAUGCUCGCAGUGUCCUGUUGGAAGCUAUCAGAAAAGGCAUACAGCUGCGGAAAGUGGAGGAGCAGCGAGAGCAGGAGGCUAAGCACGAGCGUGUCGGCAAUGACGUGGCCACCAUCCUCUCACGCCGCAUCGCUGUGGAGUACUCUGACUCCGAGGACGAGUCUGAGUUUGACGAAGGAGACUGGAUGGAGUGAUGGCGAUCAGCAGAGGACACAUGUGUUCAGGUGCCCCCCCCCGACCAACCCUGCGCUCCACGCCUCGCCAUCAAAGAGUCCUUUCUACUCUGGAAAGAAGCGAAAAAUCGUUGUCGCCCACUUUUCCCUCUGUCGAGCUUUUUUAUCUCUGUCUAGCUGUGGUUUGUGUUCGGAGGAGAAUCUCCACGUCGCCCUCGUCCGUCUUUCUAGUGUUCCAAGAGAAGUUUUUGCAUUCAUUCUUUUCUGCACUACCACACGACUUUGUUUCUUCUGGAUUUCCUGUGAUGAAAUCCCCCCAUGUUUACUAUUGUUAUACAUGAAAAUAACUUUUUUUGAAGAACCACUUGUUUUUGUUUCUUAUCUGUGCGUCAAUGUAAAAAACAAAAUGAAGAAAAAAAGAAAAUAGAAAAGGAAAAAAUGAAGGCAUGUUGCAUUUAUCCUUUGUUCUCUCCAGCACUGUUUCGCCACCUGGUGGCUGAACAUGGCAUUGAAUGAAUGCUGUUUUAUUUUAUUGUCUUUUAUUUACCUUUUUCUGCUGAAACAUUUGCAGUUUUAACGGGCCAGUCGUUGCCGAUACUGACCGCUACAUGAACAAGUCGCUCGGUGUGAACAGAAGCUGGGUUGUCCUUUUGUUUUCUCUCCUUAUCAGGACUGACUCUACCACUUAGAACAAGCGGAAGAUUGUGUUGGUAUGUCAUGUGAUGAUUGAUGUAUCGUUGAAAAUGAAGAAGGGGAAGCAUAUGGCUGCAUAUCCAUCCACUUACAUCUAACUUUUACCCCAGGGAAAAGUAUGCCAAGAGAUUGAGCUUUUUGUCUGUCCAGGUUCUACAGAGCCAUGUACGCUCUCGUUGACAUCAGGCAAUGUCAAAGAUAAACUCUGAGCCAUUGGUUUUUAAUGAACGGUCCAUCCUCUUCUCUUUGCCAUAGACAUGGACACUGGAAGCGAUGAGAUGCUGUAGAUGUACAUCAGAUUUCCUGCCUCUCUUAUUGUCCCUGAUGCAUAUUCAGUGUGCCGAGGAAAACUUUUGAAUUUCGAGAAGGUACCGGCGAUAAUGAGUCUGACCAACACCCAGGUACAAACCACUCAACACCACUGAAGGCAGCUCUUCCCUCACAUCCCCCCUUUACUGUGUACCUGCCCACUAACGAGAAGCCUUACCUCGUUUGGUUCGACAGCAGCAAACGUUGUUCAAAAGAAUACAUUUUAUGUGAUACUGCCUCAGGCCUGAAAGAGAAGGAUGCCUUGUUUUGGCUCAUUUCAAAGAAAAUGUCUGCCAUCCUUUUCCGUUUGUUCGUUUGUUCUUUCUUCUACUUGCCUUAUUGUUCGUACAAAAUGUAUCGUUGAGUUGAUGAAUGUAUUGUGCUGUUACUACUUACUUGCCUGCGCUUGUAUGGAUUUGCUGUUUCUAUGUUUGGGGGGGACAAAGGGACGGGGGGACAGAAACCCUGGUUUAAAAAAAACGAAAAAGAUUAGAACAAUACUGUAUACCAUGUAACUUAUGUAACUGUUGACUGUAACAGUUUGCUUGAAUUAAUAAAAAUCUAAUGUUAUGUUU